AUGAAUAAUGUUGGAGAACAAUAUAGAUCAAUGUAUAACAACUUGGCUUUUGACCCUAAUAACCUUGCUAACCUUGACCAAGACUUACCAAACUAUAUUCAAAACUAUGUCCCUAUCUUUUCACUUCCUCAAGAAUGGCUUUGGUGCGAGUCAUGGUGUAAUCAAAAGGUUAAAUCAAAAGCUAAAACAAUAGAUUUAUGUAGUAAUCCUAUUAAGCCAUUAGGCAAAAUAGAGAGUGCUCUAAAAUAUAUUGAAGAAUGGAAAAGUUACGAUGAAAUUACAAUCAAAAAUAUGUAG
This is a messenger RNA of Entamoeba histolytica HM-1:IMSS, 297 nucleotides long. Its product is annotated as UDP-glucose:glyco protein glucosyltransferase 1 precursor, putative. The coding region runs from base 1 to 297 and encodes 98 amino acids. The record is from RefSeq and is a predicted model, not a curated record. Gene Ontology annotation, cellular component: endoplasmic reticulum. Lineage: Eukaryota; Evosea; Mastigamoebida; Endamoebidae. The transcript has a single exon. Gene Ontology annotation, molecular function: UDP-glucose:glycoprotein glucosyltransferase activity.